UUUUGGCACAGCUUAAGCUUCAGCUGCCCAGAGUGACGCGGAAGGCAUCAUGUCGAAGGUGGUGAUCGUUGGCGGAGGCCUUGCCGGGCUGUCCGCGGCCUGCGAGCUGUUGGAGCGCGGCUGCAGCGUGACGAUCCUGGAGAAGAGCCACAACCUCGGUGGCAACUCUUCCAAAGCGACCACAGGCAUCGCCGCUCCGGGAUGUGAGCUUCAAAAGGCGCAAGGCAUCACGGACACCGGCGCAGACCUGACGUCUGCUGAGCCCAUCGCCAAGGAGAUGGUGCAGCAGGGUGCCAAGGACGUGGACUGGUUGCUGAACUUGGCCGGCUGCAAGGAUGAGAUGGUCGUCCGCCUGACACCAGGUCAUGGCAAAGUGGCUCGAACAUUGGGAACCAAAGAUCAUUUUCCAGGAGCCGUGGUUACCUACGCCGUGAUGCACCAGUUGGAGACGAUCGCAAAGGCCAAGCCAGAGAAGUUGAAGAUCGUGACCUCGGCGACCGUCACGAAGUUGUUGACCGAAGGUACCAAGGUGGUUGGCGCAGAGUACCAAGCUGGAGGCACUCAAAAGGAGAUGGGUUUGGUCCUCAUCGCCACGGGCGGCUUCGCGGGCGACACGAGCCCGGCCUCUUUGAUGGCCAAGUGGGCGCCACAACUCCUGCAGGUGCCCACCACAAGUGACGAGCGCACCAAUGGAGAUGGCAUCACUUUGGCCACCGACGUCAAGGCAGCGACUCAGAACAUGAACAUGGUCUCAGUCUAUCCCACCUCCGCCAUUAUUCCAGGGAUGGAGACUGAGAAGUUCAAGAUCGUCCUUUCGGACGCCAUCGUGGGAGCUGGUGGCAAGCUCAUCAAUGCGGAUGGCGCCCAGUUCGUCAGUGAACUGGAGAUUGCUCAAACCCGUGCCGAUGCCAUGGCCAAGAGCAAGGCACCCUUCCGCAUCGUGAUUUCUGAGAAGGACGCCGAGCCAGUGAAGUGGUUGUGCGACUUCUACGUCUCGCGUAAUGUGAUGAAGAAGUAUAGCAGCCCCACGGCGCUGGCCAACGAGAUGAAGAUUCAUUCCACACAGUUCUCUUCCAUGGGCUCUGGCCCUGUCUUGGCUGCCAUGGUGACCCCGGCCACUUACACGUGUGCCGGCGGCUUGGCGACCGACCAGGGUCAAGUCCUCAGCGGCACUGGCCAACCCAUCCAGGGCCUCUUCGCAGCUGGUGAGGUCACCUCGUGCCCAUGCCCACGUGCUUGGUCGGCCAGUGGCGUGCCCUUGCUCUACUCCAUCUAUACGGGUCGCCAGGCCGGCGCCAGCGCCGGUGCGGCGCUGGGCGCCAAGGCCAAGGUGAUGGAACUCUCCAGCGUGGCGAGCGCUGUGGAGGCCAAGAAGCCGGAGAAGAAGGUGGAGGACAUGACGCGUGACGAGCUCUUGACCUAUUGCAAGGAGCUGGAGUCGCGGCCCGCAGCUGCUGCCCCGGCGGCGGCCGCAGGGCCUCCAGGCGUGACGAUGGAGGAAGUGGCCAAGCACAACAAGAAGGACGAUGCUUGGCUCGUGGUGAACGGCGAGGCGAUCGAUGUCACCAAGUGGAUCGCCAUCCACCCGGGCGGCGAGCAGGCCAUCAUGGCUUACCUGGGGAAAGAUGCCACAGAAGACUGGAAUAUGAUCCACAAGAAAGGCACCGUCGAGAAGAAUGCGCAGCACCUGAAGAUGAUGGGGAAGAUCGGUGCGGGUGGUGGGGGCGCCGCCGCCGCACCGGCCGCGGGCGGGGGCGGCUUGACGCCAGAUGAUGUGGCCAAGCACAACAAGAAGGAUGAUGCUUGGAUCAUCGUGAAUGGUGAUGCCUUGGACGUCACCAAGUGGAUUCCCAUCCAUCCAGGUGGAGAGCAGGCCAUCAUGGCGUACCUGGGGAAGGACGCCACUGAGGACUGGAAUAUGAUCCACAAGCGAGGCACCGUUGAGAAGAACAUGCAGCACUUGAAGAAUAUGGGCAAGGUCUCAGGUGCGGCGGCGGCUGCCGCGCCGGCGGGUGGAGGAGAUGAUUCUCCUCCGCCACCCGAUGGCAACGGAGGAAUCCCGGGCAUCAUUGGCGCCUGCAUCUUCUUGCUUUGGAACGUGGUGAAGAUGCUGACCUUCGCUGGGUGGAGCGUGGGCAUUUUCUUUACCGGCAACAUCAAGUUGGACAACAACCGCAUGGGCACCAUGAAAUCGGCGGUCUUUUUGAUUACCUUUACCAUAGUCCACGCCUUGGGCAAUUUCGUGGAUAUGCUGGGAGGUCCGGACGAGCUGAAUGGCGAGGGAUACCUUUUUGAUCGAAUCCAUUGGACGGGUGGCUUGGGACUGGUCAAGGAUUUUCCAUUCUCGGUGGUUGAGGAGUACUUGGCUUUGGCCCUCUUGCUUCAUGUUUCAGUUGCAUUGAAGCGCUCCUACGACAUUACCAUUGGCUAUACCCUUGCCACCGGCCGUUGGAACAUGCUGCUGUCAGGCCUGGUGGUGCUUACAUUUUUGACGAAGCACUUGCAAGACUUCCGUUUUUAUCCCGACUAUGAUUAUGUGGAGCUCAAUGUUCCCGCGUUCCCGUAUAUCAACGUGAGAGGCAUGCUUCAAGGACACGUUUUCACCGAUCCUCAUGGUCUAACUGUCAAGGCGCGGGAUCUCUACUCCCGGGAGGUGGCGCUCUUCAAGGAUUUGAACACCGUUCUCAUCUACACCCUUUGCUUGAUCCUCUUCGUGACCCACCUUUGUCUCGGAUGGAAGAAGUUGGUUCCGGCGGACAUGAUGCAGAUCCCUCGCGAUCACCAGCAGACGGUGAUCUACAUCGGAUGGCUGGCGGCCUUCGCCAUCGCCUUCAUGUACGGCUCUGUGCCCUGGUAUGUCUACUUUGCCAAGCCAGCAGUUGUCGACAACAUCAUCAAGGCAUGAGAGUUGGGACGGACCAGCGCAGACCAGACCUGCGCAGUACAGAUAUGGUGUGGAAUGGUGAGUAGCCUGACGACAUCGGUUUUUUUCACCGUCAAGGGUUUGCGGCCGUGGGCGGAGUACAGAUCUUAGGCUCGAUUGGGCUCCGGAUGGCAAGAUGGAUCUUUUUGUGCUCGCGGAGAAGAGAGAGUUAAUCAAAUAUCAUGGUUUUAUCAUGGUUUAAAUUUAUCAACAGCCAGCUUGCUGUAUACCACCUAUAGAGCAACAACUUACAGCUCUUGGAC
Molecule: messenger RNA, 3186 nt
Organism: Durusdinium trenchii
Lineage: Eukaryota; Dinophyceae; Suessiales; Symbiodiniaceae
Source: the annotation of a GenBank genome assembly